Iphiclides podalirius (scarce swallowtail) is the source of this 306-nucleotide messenger RNA. The record is from the annotation of a GenBank genome assembly. NCBI's taxonomy places the organism in Eukaryota, Metazoa, Arthropoda, Insecta, Lepidoptera, Papilionidae.
AUGAGCAGUGGUUAUCAUAACAUCAGGAGCGGUCAGCUCAGCUCGCUUCCCACCCUCCCAUGUCUUCCGGACUCUGCCAGCGUUGUCACCACAGCAGCACCUCGAUGGUCAGCAACCGCCUCUCCUCCAGGUAACGUGCUAGACUACAAAGCGCGCCUUCUACACGUGGCCGUCCCGUGGCCUCUGGAUACUGGGUUCGGCCGGGUCGGUUGCCCCCUCAAGGGAUACCGUGUAGAAGGCGCGCUUUGUAGUCUAGCACGUUACCUGGAGGAGAGGCGGUUGCUGACCAUCGAGGUGCUGCUGUGG